Corylus avellana is the source of this 1146-nucleotide messenger RNA. RefSeq names its product putative indole-3-pyruvate monooxygenase YUCCA10. NCBI's taxonomy places the organism in Eukaryota, Viridiplantae, Streptophyta, Magnoliopsida, Fagales, Betulaceae. Gene Ontology annotation, molecular function: N,N-dimethylaniline monooxygenase activity; NADP binding; flavin adenine dinucleotide binding. The record is from RefSeq and is a predicted model, not a curated record.
AUGGAAAACGCAGUCGUGUUGAUCGUAGGAGCCGGGCCUUCAGGGUUGGCAAUGGCGGGAUGCCUAACUCAACACUCCAUUCCCUAUGUGAUUCUAGAAAGAGAGGAUUGUUAUGCUUCUCUUUGGAAGAAAAGAACUUACGAUCGAUUGGGUCUCCAUUUAGCAAAAGAAUUCUGUUUUUUACCCCACAAGACUCUGCCUCCCGACGCACCAACCUUCAUGCCCAAACAAUAUUUUCUUCGCUACGUAGAUGGGUAUGUCUCGGAGUUUAAGAUAAACCCUCGUUACCAUCGUUCUGUUGAAUCCGCAUUUUUCGACGAAGCUGCAAAGAAAUGGCGGAUUGAAGCUAACAACACCUUAGAAGGAAGUAUGGAAGUUUACAGUGCAGAGUUCUUGGUGGUGGCUACUGGUGAGAACUGUGAGGGUUUUAUUCCUUCUCUCCCUGGGUUGGAUAGUUUUCCAGGAGAUAUUCUCCAUUCCAAUCUUUACAAAUCGGGUUCAAAAUAUAAGUCUAAGGAUGUUUUGGUCGUUGGAUGUGGAAAUUCUGGUAUGGAGAUUGCCUAUGACCUCGUAGACCAUGGAGCUCGCACUUCAAUCGUUAUUAGAAGUCCGCUUCAUGUGCUGACCAAAGAAUUGGUUCACCGGGGAAUGUCUUUGUUGAAAUAUCUCCCGGUUUACAUGGUGGAUGCUAUAAUCACAAUGCUUGCAAGACUCGAAUAUGGUGAUCUUACCAAGUAUGGGAUCUGUAAACCAAAGAGAGGCCCGUUCGCCAACAAAACAGCAACAGGAAGAUCUCCUGUUAUUGAUGUUGGAACCAUCAAAAAGAUCCAAGACGGAGAGAUAGAGGUUGUCUCGGACAUUUCGAGCAUCAACAAGAACAAUGUAGUGUUCAAAAAUGGCACUGAAAAAAAGUUUGAUGCAAUUGUUUUUGCAACCGGCUAUAGAAGCGCCGCUAAUAAAUGGUUGAAGGACUAUAAGUAUGCUCUCAAUGGUGAAGGAAUGCCAAAGAAUAGUUUCCCGGAGCAUUGGAAGGGAGAGAAGGGGUUAUAUUGUGCUGGAUUGUCAAGGAGAGGACUCUUCGGUGUAUCAAUGGACGCACAGGCCAUAGCCAAUGACAUUAACAAGUUCACAAGUGGCAAAAAUUAG